Molecule: messenger RNA, 4386 nt
Organism: Peronospora farinosa
Lineage: Eukaryota; Oomycota; Peronosporomycetes; Peronosporales; Peronosporaceae
Source: the annotation of a GenBank genome assembly
AUGCGCUGGUACUGCGUUCACCCAAAUCUACCGUUGCAGGCGGAGCUGCGUAUCCGCGUGGCGCCCGAUAGUAGUGCCCCCGUACGAGGUCGCAUCUCCCACGGUAGAGCUGUCACCACGGGAUCUUUAGUAGUCCAUGCUAGUGGAAACGAUGACGAUACUACUACCGACUCGUGGUUGCAAGUGGCGUACCUAGACGCGGUGUCCGGCGAGAUGAAAGAAGGUUUCAUGAUGGCGGCACUACCGAAUGGUAUGUCACUGGUUACACCUUGGGAAACAACGGACUACCGGGGCUGUUGUGAGGUGAUGGACCCGGUCACACUGAUGUUCGACGGACCUCAAGACGCGGCGCAGAGCUUAGGAGCAGUGCAGAGCGUCGAGUUUCUCUACUGUAUCAUGGAGGAAAGUAAAACGCGAAUUAGAAUAUUUCACCCAAAGCUGGAAAGCGUGUGGAUUAACAAGGAGAGCCUGGAGGUCGUAUGUACGAGGCUCGAGCACGAAGAGUGCAGCACUCCUCAUGCAUUUUACGAGAUGAAUGACAAGCUACCGGAGGAAGCGCAGAUUGCCGUGCGAGAAAAUCCGUCGAAGGAGGCGCAUGUGGUGGGUCUACUAAGUCGAGACGAGACGUUGGAGGUUACUAUGCGUAGUGGAAACUGGCUACAGAUUGUUGGUGGCAGCCUUGAUAAAGCGUGGAUUAUGUUCCGAACUGAUGCGAUGGAACUGCUUCAAAAAGCGCGUGACGUGUGUUCGAGCAAUUGCCGAAUGAUACAGAGGGAUGUUAAAGACAUGGUGGACGUUGGAAAUGCCGAUAAUCAGGCUUUUUGCGCAGAUAUACAUACGGCAAACUCUUAUUUGGUGAAGAAACAAGGCUCAACUACUAUAGUGUCCCAGGUUGACCAUGAACGUGACGCUACGCUGGAGGUAGUCGAUAUAGGGGAAAUGGGGAACGAGCAUGCCACUGUAACGGAGGAUGAUUUUUCAGGUAUGACGGUAAAUGUUGAUACUGCUGAACAUUCGCAGGCUUGGGAGGAUCGUCCGUUUUGUCCAGCGCAACCAGUGGCUGUGGACGAUGACAGUGCUACUGAUACUACAGCUUCACGUACUGAUGUUACCAAUGACGUUGGAAACACUUCUGCUUUGGGGUCUGCAUUAGAUACUAAUGCUAAAUUUGUGGAGCCGGCUCGUGCUGUUCAAGCAUCGGAUGAUCAUCCUACUCAUUCUGAAUCAUUCACACAUGGUGAGGCAGAUGCAGGUGCAGAUGCCGUUGAUGAUGCCGUUGAUGAUGUUGCUGCUGCUAAAAAUGUAGGCGUACACUUAAAUGAUACCAAUAUGGAGAAUGAACAAAUCGGAUAUACACGACGAAUCAAACCAGCGCGAGCAAUAUCGAAUGAAGUUGGAAAUAAUGACAGUAGUAUUGCUAUUAAUAGUUCAGACAUGGCCAGCAGCAAGAAGAACAAUAUGAAGAAGACCGAAAAUGUUGAACUUGAUCAGACCGUUGCUUCACAAGGUGAUCACCCGACUCGGCUACUUUUUAAAGCCCCUGAUGCCGUCGGUAAACCUGUCACAAAUGCUGUGCAUUCGAAGGCCACGAUGAUUAAUACUGAUGCUAACGACAGUAGUGCCGUAGGGCCUGACUUAUCGUGGGAUGAUCGACCAAUACGACCAGCGCGAAAGGGGCCAGCGGCAAGCAGCUGUAGUGUUGGUACUGGCACAUUUGCUAUAAGUGAAGAAAGGGACACUUUUACCAAUCCUGGAUCGCUGUCAUGGGAUGGCUCACUUCGGAUAACAGCAAAAUCGGAUGAUGAAAUUGGUAAUAUUAUUGAUGCUACGGCAUUCAGUUCUGCUGAUAUUGUGAGAUAUAACAUCGCGAAGGAGACCGCGGAACUUGUGCAAAAUGUUAAAUCGUGGGACAAUCUGUCGAUUCGGCCCGUCCAUCUAAAUUGUGAUGGGGUACCGGUGGGUAACGAAGACAUGACCACCGGCAAUGGGGCUAUCAAUUAUGCUGCUGUUGCAUCCUGUGAUGACACGUGCGCUACUGGAAAGAAAUUUGAGCUGUGGGGUGGCCGAUCAAUUAAUCCUGCGCGAGCUCAAUUUGAAAAAGUGGACACUAAUAUCAGCAGUACAGCUCAUGUUGAUAAAAGCAGCCCGGCUAUUAGAUUUAAUGCGAAAGACAGUGCUGUGGAGGAUUUAGGGCCCGUGCACAAUAAGCAGCCAGGGAAACCUGAUCGACCUGUUCAGCCAGCCCAAACUGUUUUCGACAGAACAGUCGGUAAUGUCGACAUAGUCGAUAGUUCUGAGACGUGUGUUAAUCUUCAUGUUGCAAAUUGCAAGAAAGAAGCUGCAAGGCCGUCGCCACGAAGUGAUACACCGGCCGAUUGCUCUUUACCAACGAUUCCAAACGAAGCUGACGACGAAAGUGUUAAUAGUGGCUGUGAUAACUUGUGCUUUCGACACACUUAUGUAGGGUACGACAAAAUUGAUUGCAAUGAUGACACUGAUUCCCUUGCCGGCGAAAAGGAAACAAAAAGCAAUGUUGUGGAGCCUAGUCCAGGGGACCAGCGAUCGAUUUGGCUAGAACAAACUAUGUGUGAUGCACCACCUGACGGUGAUGUUAAAAGGAAACGAAUUGGUGCUGCUAUAAUCGACGCAAAUAUUGCUAAUGUGCCUUCUGCAAACGAGAUCAAGAAAGAGUUGGAAGAGGGAAAUCACCGACGAAAUAGUGCAGCGCUGAAAGAUUGUUUUACUACUGGGGGCGCCGGCAGUGCUGCCGUUACUGAAAAUGUGCUUGCGGCAGCCAUAAGUGAAGGCGACAAUACACUUGCGGAGAAAAUUGACUUCAUAAACGUUAGACCGACUGUAAUGGAUGAGGUGGAAGAAGUGACACGGGUGCAGACUGCAACUUCUCAGGAUUAUCCUUCUGCGUUGGACGGUAAAGUGAUCGUCUUUUCUGGCGCUGGCAUUGAAACGGUGCAAGACCGAGACAAUUUACAGUCGACGACUCGCCUAAAUGUCUUCGAAAGACGCUAUGCUGAGUCGGAAACGACGUCCGGGAGUGAAAACGAUGAAAUUGCGCUUUUGGGGGGCUUGGAAGACGUGUUUGAUCCUGUGGAUGAGUGGCUUUCAGCUAUGCAGGAAGAGGAUAAUGAGGGAUUCAGGAACGGUUAUUCGGGUACCUUACCAGGAGCAAUAAGGAAAACAGAAACAUCGCGGAGUCGUGGCAAUGCCAUUAAUGGAGAGCAAGGCGAGCAGUCGGAUAGCAGUAAGGAGAGUAACAGCGCUUGUCAUUCCGCUGAGGAAAAGACCCAGACUAAAGUUGCUGUACAGCCCGCUGGUAUUUCACUCUUGCAGGCAUUUGGUAUUCGAAAGUACUGUAAACACAAACAAAACCUUAUCAUUUCGGCGGACGAGCUGUCCUUGGCAAUGUAUGAAGCGAGCCAAGACAACUCCGAUCUCAUAUUUCAAGCGCUUGUUGGAGACGACCCUCUUAGUGACGAUUGGUUCUAUGAUGUGUCGUUGCACAAUUUUCAGGCGGACAAACACUUGUCUUCAAAGGAUGUUGAUCUUCAGAGUGCUGCCCCUCGAUUGACGUUCGAUCUAAUCAUGAGUGGCGCUAGUCCAGAAGACAUAUUGGCGGCCGAACAGUCGGACGACGAUUGCGGAGACUUCGACCUGGUUAAUUUUUUCAAGUACCCAGUUCCCAGACGAAAAGUGAUCGGGCCGAGCAGACCACCUGCCCCCUUUGGACGCGUGACUAGUGCACCCGCUGGUAUUGAUACAAAAAUUGCUGGCGCCACAUUAAGAAGCAAGGUUGAAGCAAUAGGAAUUAGAAGCAGGGCUGAAGCAUUAGGUGCGUCUUACGCGUCUCGGCAAUCAUGCCUUCCAAGUUACCGCAUGUCGACUGAAACAUCCCAAGAACCCGACAUUACUGCUGUCACGUAUUCUAAGACUGCGCUUUCCAAGCAAUGCAUCAGCCAGCGAAAGAUACCUACACCGCGCUCAAGACUGCGACGGAAUUCUGUUAUGAAUCCAGUAGCUAUCAGUAAGUCACCUAGUUCUCUCGUGCGGCUUCGGUCGGUCAUGCAGCCUUUGCAUGGUGCAUCGCCUGGAAGUUCUGCCGACCCAGCCUCCUCUGACUUGGCUCCGCCAUUGGAGGCUUUGACAGCUUCCAUUUGUGCAACGUCAACUUCUAGUUUGGCGCCACCUUCGCAGUUUUUCUUCCAGCGGCAAGGUUUUGUAUCUACGCCGAGCUCUUCAAAGGCACUCAGCGCGCGAGGUUUGGCGAAAAAUAGCAUUACAAGCUCAAAGCCUACAGAAGUCAGUGGCUUGUCAGCACCGCGGAAGUCUUUUGGCUUUCGGCAUCCAUUAGGCUUAACUAGGAAGACGUAA